Messenger RNA from Peronospora matthiolae, 741 nucleotides. NCBI's taxonomy places the organism in Eukaryota, Oomycota, Peronosporomycetes, Peronosporales, Peronosporaceae. The record is from the annotation of a GenBank genome assembly.
AUGGUGGUGUUUCGCGUCCAGCGUGGCGCGUAUUGCGUGUUCGUCUACCAAGCGCCGAGUACUACGAGCAACGAGGCGCUGAUUUGCUCGUUGUGCAGCGUGUAUAACCUGCGCGUGCGACUGUCGGCGCUUGUGGAGGUACUGGAAUCCGGUCCGGUGGAUUGCAAGGCGGACAAGGACGGGCUUUGGCGUGUGGUCGUGGACGCCAAGAUGGCUCUGGAGAGCGACGCGAACGUCGCGCAACGGACUUGCAGUACCGAGAGCGAGUUCCGGGAGAAGCUGCAGAAUGUUCGCCAGGCUGUGGCACGGGUGUGUCCUACAGACCUGCCGUCGCUGGGCUUGGUGCAGUUGCUGCUGGAUGAAGAGCGCAGUGAGGAAUCGCUGGCUGAGCCGCCGACUGCGCUUGACGUGCUGUCGAGCGAUACGGCGGAGCUCUGGUGGGCUGGCAAGCAGUUCACGCGCGGUAAGAACGUGCGUGACGUCGUUGGCAAGAACGACAAGUCGACGCUAAUUGUCACGUUACAGAAGCAAGGGGACGGCGUGCCGCGUCGCCCGGCUGUCGUACGUGGGAUCGAGCGUGAUGCAGUGACGGAGUUUUGCAGUCAAGAGAAGCAGGAACGACAGCAGCAGCAGCAGGUGGUGAGAGAUGAUGCGGAGGAUUAUUACAAGAUCUCGCCGUGGGCAGAUCCCUCGAUGCUCAAGAACGCGCUUCGCGGUACAGACACUAUUCGACCGUUUUGA